GCAUUCGGGCGUUCGUUCCCCUCCUCCUCCACUUCCUCCUCUGCCCCCAAAUUGUCUCGAUCAGUUCCCCCCCUUGGAACGGAGCGCCUCAAAAACGUCCUACCCAAACCUCCUCCACCUAAACCGCAGCAGGCGAACACAUAGCGACAAACUCAACAAAGGACACGGCAUCAGCCGCUGCUAUUGCAGAGCCGUCUGCUCCCUCAGCCGAGACUAGCGUUUCGAAACCCUCAAGUGUCUUCACAGGGAGGGAAAGGCCGCAUGCCUCCCCUCAACUCAGAGCAGAUGAUCUAUGAGCAGAAUACCAAUCUCCAGGCAUUUUCCAGGGAGAUUAUUGCGGUCGCCACACCAACCCCGCAAGAAUUAGCCACCCAAAACCAGCAUUUGAAAAAAUGUAGAGCGAUCUGCCGAAGAAUCUGCCUAGAAGGGGAAUUGGUUCCCUUUGGAAGUCUAGUUAUUUGAUCGCCUUGCUAUCCUCCAUUGUGUUAGUACCAUAGCUGGGUUCGCAAUAACUAAGUCUGAUCUCGGUGCCGUUCUUGUGACUCCCCAUCCCGAGGCCAUUUUCAGCACCCCUGACAAGAGUGACGAGUCCAAUUCUCUUCCACAUAAUCAGGUGAAAGAAUUUCAGUCCAAGGGGUUCGAGAUGAGAAUUCAUUUUACUUGAUUUGCGACAUUGGGUUUAAUCACGACUUGGGAGUGCAUAAUACCAGGAUGCUGCAAACAUAUAGUCGAUGUGAUCCAAGAAUUAAGGAAAUGGUUCUUUUUAUAAAGUGGUGGGCCAAGAGAAGGCAUAUCAAUAGCCCAUGCCGUGGUACCCUUUCUUCUUACGGCUACGCUCUCAUGAUCAUACAUUUUCUGAUCAAUGCGGUUGACCCCCCCGUUUCGAUCAAUCUGCAGAAUACUCCGAUCCCCGAAGAUGUGCCGCCUGACCAGAUAUUUGAUAAGGUUGGCAAAGGACAGCAUCGGAUUUGGUAUGCUAAACAUGUCGAAAUUCUUCCCAAGACCACGAACCAGAUGCAUGUCGGCCGGCUCUUACAUAGCUUCUUCAAAUAUUAUUCAUAUCGGUUCCAAUGGGGAAGAGGGGCCGGGGAGGAGUGGGCAUACUCAGAUAAAAGAUGGAUACUUGCCAUCGAGGACCCUUUCGAAAUCAGCGGCAACGUGGGCAGAACGUGCAACUCCACCGGAGUAGACAGGAUUCGAGCGGAGUUCAAAAGAGCCUUGAACAUUAUUAGGUUUCGCGAUGGCGGGAAGUCAAUGAGGGAGCUUUUAUGCCAAGAGGGGCUGCCGGAGAAACCAUGGGUGAGGAGGGAGGACGACGAGAGGAUGGAGGGGAAAUCUAAUCUAGAUCAAAGUGCUAACAAAGAAACGAACGAGACCGUUAAACACCAACUGAACGAUGUCAGUGAUGAGGGAGAGCUCUCUGCGAACACACUUGAUGGAGUGACACCUCAAGUUUGGGAAUCCGAUCAGCGGGAGGCUGGGGGCUGCUACAUAGAGAACUCAGCCCAAAUAUAGGUUAAACGUUGUUUUUG
Molecule: messenger RNA, 1532 nt
Organism: Tuber melanosporum (Perigord truffle)
Lineage: Eukaryota; Fungi; Ascomycota; Pezizomycetes; Pezizales; Tuberaceae
Exons: 5
Coding region: 712-1515 (267 amino acids)
Biological process (GO): RNA 3'-end processing
Molecular function (GO): RNA uridylyltransferase activity
Source: RefSeq, a predicted model, not a curated record